Molecule: messenger RNA, 2930 nt
Organism: Lucilia cuprina (Australian sheep blowfly)
Lineage: Eukaryota; Metazoa; Arthropoda; Insecta; Diptera; Calliphoridae
Gene: klu
Product: zinc finger E-box-binding homeobox 1
Exons: 3
Coding region: 401-2596 (731 amino acids)
Biological process (GO): regulation of transcription by RNA polymerase II
Molecular function (GO): DNA-binding transcription factor activity; RNA polymerase II cis-regulatory region sequence-specific DNA binding
Source: RefSeq, a predicted model, not a curated record
AUUAAAAAAAAAGAAUUCUAAACAAAACAGUGUGAUAUUUAAGUUAAAGAAAUAAAAUUAAAGAAAAACUUAAAAAAAAAACUGUGAGUGAAAAUUAAUAAAAUAAUUAACUUAAGGAAAAAAUUUGGAUUAUCUGGCUUAAGCAACAGCAGUUCUCAACACAAAAUUUUUAACAAAAAAAGUUACUAAAAUCUAGAAAAAUAAAAAAAUGAGCAGCACUUAGUAAUAAAACGUUAAAAAAAACUCUCAAGAAAACCAAAACAUAUAUACUAUCAUUCAGCACUUAGUUCUAAAUCCUCACUUUUGGAAAAGAAAAGCUUUUAAGAAAAAAAAAAACUUUUUAAAUCCAAACACCUUAACACCCCCCUAAAACUACGAUUUGUUUAAAAACUGUGACCUAAUGACUAUGGCCGAAGGUACUGACCCCAUGGGGCAUCAUGCAACAUCUCAUCAUCAUCACCACCAACAGCAUCAGCAACAUCUGCAGCAGCAACAAAAUCAUUAUCAACAAGCCCAACAUUUGGCCCAUCAACAGCAGCAGCAGUCACACCAUUAUCCACCCUACACACACCUGCCCUAUGGUUUGCCCCAUAAUUUGGCCUUGAGUCUGCAGCAACAAGCGGCGGCAGCAGCAGCUGUUGCAGCCUCAGCGGCCGCCCAAGCCAAUGAGCAUAAUAACAAUAACUUAACAGCGGAAAAUGUUAGAGAGAACAACAACAACAAUAAUAAUACAACAAAUAUGCCCUGGAAGCAGAGGAAACGUAAACGUCUAUCGGCGGUUUUAGAUAAACUACACAAUAAUAGUGUAAAUCAUAACAUGGAGGUGGACACUGAAGAUCAGGAUUCCGAGAAAUCCAGUCUGACAAAAGAGGCUAAUAAUAAUCACAAUGAAAGUAAGUCCUCCUCCUCUACCAAACGCUCUAGUUAUAGUGGUGAUGAAGAAGCUGAUUCGGUAGAGGAAAUGUCUAUUGGAGAUAAUGAUGAAAGUCCUAGAAUAAGUCUAAGUCCUGUUAAUCAUAAUAACAACAACAACAAUAAUAACAACAACAAUAUAAUGGAUACUAAUUUACCUGCGGCGAAAUUCAUUAAAACUGAAGAACCUCAAAAUCCCCUGACAGUAGACAUUAAGACUGAGUCACAUAUGUCAAGUCCCUACGAUCGUUAUUUUCCCAUACCCUCACCCCUGUUUGGUUACUAUUUGCACACCAAAUAUCUCAAUGAAGUAUUUCGACGGAGACAAGAUCUCUAUACCUCGCCAAUGCAACAUACACCCUCCUCUAUAGCCUCAUCACAAAUGGAUGAAACGUCACCGAAUGCCAAGGAAAUGAAAGAGUUAAAAAUGGAAAGAUCUCAUCAGGGUGAAUUUACGGCAACAGCUGCCAGCAUGUCACCGUCUCAUAGUGUAGCCAUGGCUUUGCCUUCACCGCCACGCAGCGAGACCUCUAUAAGUGAGACUAUGUCGGCUAAUACCUCGGAUCCGAAUAUAAUGCCACCACCUCAGGAUAGACCUUUGGAUUUGUCGGUGCGUAGUGGUGGUAAUACACCCACAGGAGAGUUGAUGACACAAACUGCCGGAGGUGGAGGAGGAGCUGCUGGAGCUAGCUGUAAUCCUGCUAAGAAGUAUAAGUCUACAUCACCUUUGCCAGCCACCACCAUGAUGUUGCCGCCCAGCCAACAACCGAUCUCAGCUUCGUUGUCGCCCAGUAGUUGUAACAAUAGUUCAUCUACUGGUACGUCUACUACUACAACCACCAUAUCUUCAGCUCCUGUUUCUCCUUAUGGCGGUCAAAUGUCUCAUGCCGUGGCGGCAGCUCAUGCUCAUGCUGCUGCAGCAGCUGCGGCUGCUAUGAUUAAAAUGGAAAUGCCCAUGCAUCCCUUACAUCCUCAUGCUCCUACAACCACAGUCGGAGUGCCGGUUAUUAAGGGAGAUGUAGCAUCUCCUACUACUAAAGAAUCUGUAGCCUGGCGUUAUAAUUUAGAUGUUUCGCCGGUGGUAGAGGAAAUGCCUCCCGGUUCAGAUGUGGCCUAUGUUUGCCCUGUUUGUGGACAAAUGUUUUCUUUGCACGAUCGUUUGGCCAAACAUAUGGCUUCCAGGCACAAAUCACGUAAUCCCUCUAACGACAUAGCCAAAGCUUAUUCAUGUGAAGUGUGUAAUCGUUCGUUUGCUCGUUCCGAUAUGCUAACACGUCACAUGCGCUUGCAUACUGGUGUUAAACCCUACACCUGCAAAGUCUGCGGUCAAGUAUUCUCACGUUCUGAUCAUUUAUCUACACAUCAACGUACUCACACUGGAGAGAAGCCCUACAAAUGUCCUCAGUGUCCAUAUGCUGCAUGUAGGCGUGACAUGAUUACCCGACACAUGCGCACCCAUACACGCUACGAGUCUCAACAGCAAAGACAGCAACAACAACAACAACAACAACAGCAAGGAGCAGCAGGCGGACAUCAAGAGAAUAAACCUACACUACCCAUAUUGGCCGAUAUGAAAAUGAAUAUACCCAUGCUGUUGAAAUCGGAGGAUUAUACACGUAAUUCACCAUUGAAUCAUACAAUUGGUGCUUCAAUGCCGAUCGUAGUGAAAACAGAGAGUGCCUAGUUAAGCGCUCACAGCUUAUGGUAUGUUAACUCUCACAGCUUUCCGUUUAAAGAAAGCUUUUACUCUUUGAAAUGAUAUUAAGUUAAAAGAUCGAAAAAAUGAGAUUAAUUUUUUAGAAACUCUCUUUUUAAUAGAAAAGCAGCCUAAAACUUGCCAAUUUAGUUAAAAUUUAAUUUAAAACUUUAAAGACAAAAGUUUAUUACAAAACAAUUAAAAAAAGACAUUAUUAUAAAAGCACAAAGGAGAAGAGUAGCUUUUUAAGUUUUAUGUAGGUUAUACGAUUUUUUUUUAUAUAUAUUAAUUACAAAAAAAAAAAAAAACUAAUUUAAUUUAA